This is a messenger RNA of Oncorhynchus masou masou (cherry salmon), 1649 nucleotides long. RefSeq lists its product as uncharacterized. The record is from RefSeq and is a predicted model, not a curated record. The transcript is spliced from 5 exons. The coding region runs from base 209 to 892 and encodes 227 amino acids. Lineage: Eukaryota; Metazoa; Chordata; Actinopteri; Salmoniformes; Salmonidae.
UCUCAUGUAGUCUCAGGCUUUAUGUGCUAUCAUCAGCUCUGUUUGCACAUGUUAUGUGUGUCUUUUCUGUGUGUGUGUGUGUGUGUUUGUUGUCUGUCUGGUCGUGUGUCUCUGUGUUACACAGCGGUUCGACCACCACUGUGAGUGGCUGAAUAACUGCGUGGGGAGACGUAACUACUGUGUGUUCCUGCUCUUCCUCCUUCUGCUGAUGUCAUACCUGCUCCUGGUCCUCUCCUCCUCGCUGUUCUACCUCUUCCUCACCCUCCUCACCCUGCACCAGCCCUUCAGCCUGCCCCACGCCACCACUGUGGUCAUCAUGGUUACCAGCCUGGCCUGUGUGCUCUUGGUCUUGGUUAUACUUGUCAGCAACAUCAAGCUGAUCUCCAAUGGAGAGCCAUCCUCUACUAUAGAGCCCUACUUUGAGCCUGAUGAUAAGAACCCGUUUGAUCAGGGCUGCUGGAAGAACUGGACCAGCAUCCUCUGUUCCCGGACUGGACCCAGGUAUCUGGGGGCUGUGAAGCCCAGCAGAAGAGGAGACACUGAGGGGGACUGGAGCAGUCUAACUCUUCCCCAUCAGGAGGACCAGUGUUUGUACAGCUGCAGCUCAGUCCCCUGUUGUAAUACUUGUAAACAUCACAAGGUGGCGGUAGGCCCAGCCAGCCCAGGCCGUUUCAAGCACAGCACACUGAGUCUAGACAGUCUGAAGGAAGGGAGAGGGUGUCGAUGCUGCUACAGGGAAGUACUACCAGCCGGCUGUGUGACAACAGACAAACACAGCGACAACAACAAGCCCUCACAGAGCUCUGCUGUGGAGAUCCCAGAUAUGUUGGCUGUUGGUGAUGAGGACUUGGACCAGGAACGGGAUGGAGUUCUGAUCCGAGCUGCAAAGUAGCUUUACAUCCUGACCACCAGAGGGAGCUGGGUAGACAACCACACCACAAAACCAGCUCCAGGCCUGGAGCACCUCAACACCAUAACCAACACCAGCCCCAGGCCUGGAGCACCUCAACACCACACCACAACACCAGCCCCAGGCCUGGAGCACCUCAACACCAUAACCAACACCAGCCCCAGGCCUGGACCACCCCGACACCAUAACCAACACCAGCCCCAGGCCUGGACCACCUCGACACGAUAACCAACACCAGCCCCAGGCCUGGACCACCUCAACACCAUAACCAACACCAGCCCCAGGCCUGGAGCACCUCAACACCAUAACCAACACCAGCCCCAGGCCUGGACCACCUCAACACCAUAACCAACACCAGCCCCAGGCCUGGACCACCCCGACACCAUAACCAACACCAGCCCCAGGCCUGGAGCACCUCGACACCAUAACCAACACCAGCCCCAGGCCUGGACCACCUCAACACCAUAACCAACACCAGCCCCAGGCCUGGACCACCUCGACACCAUAACCAACACCAGCCCCAGGCCUGGACCACCCCGACACCAUAACCAACACCAGCCCCAGGCCUGGAGCACCUCGACACCAUAACCAACACCAGCCCCAGGCCUGGACCACCUCAACACCAUAACCAACACCAGCCCCAGGCCUGGACCACCUCAACACCAUAACCAACACCAGCCCCAGGCCUGGACCACCUCAACACCAUAACCAACACCAGCCCCAGGCCUGGAGCACCUCG